This is a messenger RNA of Drosophila persimilis, 928 nucleotides long. RefSeq names its product sepiapterin reductase (gene Sptr). Gene Ontology annotation, molecular function: sepiapterin reductase (NADP+) activity. Bases 51 to 854 code for a protein of 267 amino acids. Gene Ontology annotation, biological process: tetrahydrobiopterin biosynthetic process. The record is from RefSeq and is a predicted model, not a curated record. The transcript has a single exon. Lineage: Eukaryota; Metazoa; Arthropoda; Insecta; Diptera; Drosophilidae.
CGUCGGCUAACUGUUGCCUGCCAGAGAUUGAAAAAUUAGAAAGUCUCAGCAUGGAUCUGAAGCAGAAAACAUAUCUCCUGGUGACUGGAGCAUCGCGUGGCAUUGGCCGCGAAUUCGCCCAACAGCUGUCGCAACGCAUUCAAUCUGUGGGUUCGCUGGUUGUGCUGAUGGGACGCAGCCAGCCGCUGCUCGAGGAGACAAAGGCCAACAUUUUGAAGGAAAGUCCAGAUCUGUCUGUUCGCACGUUCGCUUUGGAGUUGAGCACAGCCAGGGCCGAAGAUUUUGGCGGUAUCAUAUUCGAAUCCCUCAACCAUGCAAAGGCGUAUCCGCGCCACUUCCAGCGCGCUGUUAUCAUCCACAAUGCGGGCACAGUCGGCGACACUUCCAAGCGUGCUCGGGAGAUUGGUGACACGGUGUAUCUGCAGCAGUAUUACCACACCAAUGUGUUCUCCGCCAUUGCCCUCAACUGCCAGUUCAUGCGCAUCUUUGGUGACGUCCCCAAGCUGGUGGUCAACCUAAGCACCCUGGCGGCCAUAGCCCCAAUCUCAUCGAUGGCCUACUAUUGCACUGUGAAGGCUGCCAGGGAGAUGUAUUUCCGUGUGCUGGCCACCGAGGAGUCAGCACCGGGCACUCUGGUGCUCAACUAUGCGCCCGGAAUGAUUGACACCCAGAUGACAGUUCAGGUGCAGCGCGAGGCUCACGAUCCCGCGGUGGUGGCCAUGUUCCGGGAGCAGCGUGAGGCCAAAACAAUGCUGACACCGCCUCAGACAACGGAGCGAUUCAUCCAGGUGCUGGAGGCACAACGGUUCAAGUCCGGCGACCAUGUCGACUACAAAGAUCACGAUGCGGCCUAGAUUAGAAGGCAAAUAUUACAACAUUUUGUAUGUUUAUUGGAUAGUUGUAUUAAAAUUUAAACGCAAAAAAUGAA